Messenger RNA from Pimephales promelas (fathead minnow), 5030 nucleotides. RefSeq names its product protein mono-ADP-ribosyltransferase PARP14. Gene Ontology annotation, molecular function: NAD+ poly-ADP-ribosyltransferase activity; transcription corepressor activity. Gene Ontology annotation, biological process: protein poly-ADP-ribosylation; negative regulation of gene expression. Lineage: Eukaryota; Metazoa; Chordata; Actinopteri; Cypriniformes; Leuciscidae. The record is from RefSeq and is a predicted model, not a curated record. Gene Ontology annotation, cellular component: nucleus; cytoplasm.
AAAGUGAAAGCAUGCAAGAGCACCUAUGUUCAUGUCAAAGCCCAACACGACAACAGAUUAAAGAUGGAGAACGACCAGCACGAUGUGUUUUUUGAGGCAAAUAAUCUCUCAGAUGUGGAUGUUAGACAAAUACGCACAUACUUUAGCUUAAAGAGAAAAUCAGGAGGAGGACAGUGUGAGAUCAGCAAAGUGGGGGACAACACCUACAAGAUAAGUUUUAUGAACAAAAAAGCCCAGGAAAGAGUGCUAGGCCGAGAGAAUCAUGUCCUCAAUAUAUCUGGACGAGAGGAGCUCCAUGUUUCAUUACGCUGCGACAAUGUUACUGAAAGCAGCAAACAGUCCAAAGCAUCAGCUAAUCAGAAAUGUGCAAGUGAUAAAAGUAUGGAGAAGGUUUUUAAACUGGACUUGUAUCUCUUACGCUACCUCAGCGAAAGUAAAAAGCCGAAUGCAAACUUGGACAAACUUCUAUCAGCGCUCCACAGCACCUUUGAGAUCCGCAUUGAGUCUGAAGAGUUGGUGGUGAGGAGGGACCCAGCAGCUGAGGACUUGACCCUGAAGAAAUGGGAAUUUGGGGUCGACCAAGCGAUCGAUAAUUUAAAGUCACGCUAUAUUACCUACUUUGAGGUCGAUAGGGAAAAAUCUGAAAUUCUGGAACAACACCUUUGCCUCUCUGGUGAGGACUUAAAAAUCUAUUAUGAAGAAGAGACGUGUUUCGCCGUCGUGGUUGGAGAGCAGAAACAAGUGGAGAAGAUUUUAAAAUUUGUAAGUAGCUUGCAUGACCAACAGCAGAUUCAAGAAGAGUGUCCUAUGUCUGAGAAGCAAUUCAGCCUCAUCAAAGAGCAGUUUGAGUCCUUCAUAAAGCCUAAUUGGCCUGCACUUCAGAUCGCUCAAGAAAAAACGGGCAUUCUCCUUUUGAAGGGUCCUGAAAAAGAGGUCCAUGCUGGCAAAAAGGAGCUUUUAAACUUGGCAAAAGAAAUCAGAGAGAAGAAGAUCCCAUCACAUCGUCCUCUUGUGACCUUCUUGGAAUCAAGCGGUGGUAUACAGCACUUCCAAACCCGAUUCCAGGAGAGACUCUGCAGCCCGGUUAUGCUCGAGACUUCAGGUUCAGAUUUGCUUUUGUUGAGUUUGUCCGACGGAGCGUUAGAGGAGGCGGCUGUUGCCGUGCAGAGAGACCUGUGUUCGGAAACUGUGCGUCUGGAAAACACUCAGAAAUCACCUGCGUUUAAUAAGCUGAAGGAGGAUUUGAGUGAAGCCGUCAAGCAGGCCAAUCGUGAGAGUGUUAAAGUGGAGCUCAAAUACCUGGAUGAAUCAAGUGUUGACCCCAAAGUGCAACUGGUGGGCUACACUACUGAAGUUAAUAGGCUGAAGAACAUUGUGCUGGAAUACAAAAGAAACCAUCAGAAACAUCAUGACUCCCUGCCGCUUCCCAAGCCAGAAAUGGUGGAUCACUUCCCUGAGAUCUUGUCGAUGGCCGGUGUAAAGAAGGGCAGUGUGGAUAUAAAGCCAACGAGGCUUCCUUCCCCAUGCAUCCACCUCACAGGACCUCGUUGCGAAGUUGAGAGUUUGAAGGACAGCCUUGAGUCGUUUCUUUCGUGUCUUGUCACUAAACGAUUUGAGAUGAAAGGACCUGGAGUUAAAACGUUCUUUAAAAGUGAUGGUAUGAAGACUUUAAAUUUGGUGAAAACUUCUUAUAUGGUCAGCAUACUGGCUAUUGAUGAUGGCCGUAAAAGUGGUAAUGUGUAUCAGAGCUUUCCAGCGGCUGCAUCUGCCCAAUACUCUCUGGAGCUUGACAAUGAGAUACACAUUAAAGUUGUGGUUGGUAGUCUUGAGCAACAACAGGCCGAUGUAUUUGUUGCUCCAAUGAUAAACACAAACAUGACCUCAACCUUGAUUGGAUCAUCCUUGUUGAAAAAAGCAGGACAGCAGCUUCAGACUAACUUCAACAAAGCCAAGGGAAAGCGUACACUUGCGUACGGAGACGUGCUGGAGGUGGAUGCGACACCAGCGCUGGGAUGCUCAAAGGUUUACUUCAUCGAAUGUGAGCCCAAAGGAAACCACAACAGCGAAAAAGCGCUUCGCUGCGGACUUGGCCGAGUUUUUGAGCUAUGUGAGCAGAAUACUUGGGGUUCAGUUGCACUGCCAAUAAUAGGACCUGGCUUAGUGCUGUCCAUACCGGUCAAAGAUGCCGUUAAUAUUCUUACUCAUGAGAUCUGCGAAUUUUUAUCCCAAUUCCCUAGUUGCCUGCAAACCAUUUGUAUCGCCAUAAUGCCUAAUUACGCUCAUUCUGAGGAAAUGUUCCAGACGGUCUGUGCGGAUCUGAGCGCAAAAAUGGUGGACAACGCAGGACAAGCUCUGUUUCAAUCACUGACCUCUGACCUUGAUGAGAUCAUCAUGCCAGUAGAUAGGACUGAACUCCAUCUAGUGUUCGGUGACAUCACCAAUGAGACUACUGAUGCCAUUGUGAACACCACUGACUUUAAGGACUUCGAGACAAGUGGAGUGUGUAAAGACAUCCUCACCAAAGCAGGACCUCAUGUCCUGGGUCAACUGACAGGAGCUCAGGUAACAACUGGACAGAUAUUUACGACCCCGCCAGGAGGAUUUCCAUGUAAGACAAUCAUGCAUGUUUGUGGACAGAGGGACGCCAGUGUUAUCAAGACCUUGGCCAAAGAAAUAGUGGUUCAAUGUGAACGCGGCCGCUACCAGUCUGUGGCCAUUCCUGCUAUCUGUGCUGGACAAGGAGGUUUGGAUGCAAAAGUGGUGGCCAAGUCUAUUCUCGAGGGAGUAAAGGAUGGUGUUCAAGGAGCUAAUCUUCAAUAUAUCAGAACUAUUCGGAUCAUUCUGCUGAAGAUUAAUGUUUUCCUGGAGUUUAAAGCGAUGGCACAGCAAAUCUUUGGUGGUAAUACACAGCUGACAGCUCCUGCACCACUUGUACCAACAAACGUAACCUCCAGAGGGCGCAGUGGAUCAACUAUAUCUCGCAGAUCACAAUCAUUUUCUUCACUACACUCUCUUGAUUUGAACUCUCUAGUCAGCACUUUGCCAGUCACAGAGAACACAGCAGCAUUUCUAGUGAUCGGUCACACAGAAGAUGACGUGUCUGAUGCCUGCAGAGAACUUCAGCGGGCGUACGAGAGCCAGUGCUCCACACACUCCUUCCACCCAGAGGAGAUUGAACGUCUCACUCAGCAUGAGAUGAACCAGCUGCUCUCUAAAGUCGAUUCCCUGCACCUGAAGCUGGAACAGAGCGGCUCGGGAGGAUGGGAAGUGAAAGGGCUGAAGGAUGGAGUUAAUGAGGUGGUUAGACUCAUACAAGAUGCACUUCGCAGGCAGGUAAGAGAGAAGGAACAGGCAUCCCUCUUCACUCAAGUCACAUGGUGCAUUCUGGGACGACAGGGCGUUUGGCAGAAGGUGCCCGCAGAGGAGAAUUAUAAGCUUGAGAGAGGAGAUGUGAAAGAUGGUAUUAUAGAUGCACAGGGUGUGAAAUGGACUGUGGAUUUGAGUAAGUUUGAGGCCACAGCAGGUGAUACAGGACUCGUGACGUCUCUCAAACGACUGGAGAACUUUUCAGAUUUCCCUUUGCCCAUCGAAUGGGACAACAUGAGUCUCAGUGACCUGUUAAAGGUGAUCGAUUUAGAUCAGCGAUCUAAAGAGUACCAGACCGUGAAGGCAAACUUCAAGAAGACCGUCCGAAAAACCGUGCUCAAGAUCGAGCGCAUCCAGAACAUGAACCUUCGGCGGUUAUAUGAGGGACGCAAAAAAGAGCUGGAGAACAGAAACGGUGGCAUUGUGGGAGCCGGAGAGAAGAUCCUUUAUCACGGCACAUCAGAGCAGUCCUCCUCAGUCAUCAUGAAGACAAACUUUAAUCGCAAUUUUGCUGGGCAAAACGCCACCGUCUACGGUAAUGGGACGUACUUUGCUGUGAACGCCAGCUAUUCUGCCAAUCCUACCUACGCGGUUCCAGCUGCAGACGGGACUCAGCUCAUGUUCGUGGCUCGUGUGCUUACGGGUCAUUACGCUCAGGGUCAGACGGGCAUGAAGACGCCCCCUGUUCGCGUCGCACCGGACCACAAUUAUGACAGCGUGGUGGAUAACGUCCAAAAUCCCUCCAUGUUUGUGGUUUUUCACGACUGCCAGGCUUAUCCGGAAUACCUCAUCAAAUUUAUAUAAACUUCAACCAAAACCAACCUUGGUUUGUUCCCUGUAAAGUCAACCGGAUGAACUCUGAAUGAUCUAUAAACCAUUGCUAUUUACAGUUGCUUUUAAAUAUAGUCACUUUUAUUGAAAGGUUAGAUUAGGAAUCGCAUAGCAGAUAGAUACCUCUUCAUGCUCAUUGUAUGAGUGUUUUAGUGACCAGUAUUAUUCAGAUUACACAAUUUAAUGAUUUGAGAGCAGAAAAUGUACUAUAUUCAUUGACAAAGUGGUUUAUUUGAUUAUUAUGGAACAUUUACUCAGAUUAAAUACUUCAGGGAAUUGCACAGGUAUUUUCUGACUUGUGCAAUCCACACAAGUGAUAUUUAGCUUCAGGGCGAUCUAUUCAUCACUCUUUGAUACAAAAAAAAAAAUGUUUUGAACUCUUCUUUCUCGCUUCCCCUAUCUUCCCAGGCGCUCUUAAAUGAAAUGUAGGCGUUUGUGCAAUAUUACGUUUAUGCAAUACUUUGUAUUGUAACAGAAGUUAUUUUCAUGUAUUAUUUAGCCCAGUUUCUACUUUUCUGACAUUAAUUUAGCGUUUUGAACUGUAGAACAGACUAAUCAGCCUCUAUUUUAUAGUGAAAGCCUAUUGACUUGUAAACUUUCAAAAUGUCUAUGAUUCUUAAUCCAUCCAAUGGUGAUGAUGUUAUUGUGAUAUUUGCAUACUGGAUUGUAAUUGUUUUUUGCUUUUCUGUCCUCACAGCACUUUGUUUUAAAGAGUAACUAAACCCAAAACCAACUUUUUUUAGUUAAUGAUCUGUAAGAAUGGAUCUUUAUUAAUAGCCUACCAGUCAUUGAUUCGAGUAACUAAUUUGACAUUUGUGUAUAAAGUGUUUUAU